AUGACCACUAUUAACCGCAUCGAACGCAUUCUCGAGGGAUUUGACCCUGUGAGCCAUGGACUCGACGAGCAGUUCGUGUUGACAAAGUUGACAGCGAUGAAGGGGUGCGGGUGCAAGGUUCCAAGGGACAUCCUGCUCCAGCUGCUGCAGACAUUCAAGACGGAUCUGGUAAUCAACAACGAUGAAGUCGGUACGAUAGACAUAGGAGUAACGCAUAGUCCCCACUAAUUUCAGACAUCGGACUGGACAGCUGUGUCGUUCCUCUCCGACAUCCCGGUCUUCGAUUGGUCCAGACCACCGACUUCUUCUACCCGCUCGUCGAUGAUCCGUACAUCAUGGGCCGAGUCACUUGUGCUAACGUUCUCUCCGAUCUUUAUGCGAUGGGAGUUUCGGAGUGCGACAACAUGCUCAUGCUUCUCGGAGUUGCCAUUGAUCUAGACGAAAGCCAAAGGGACAUCAUUGUUCGUCUGUUUAUUCAGGGAUUCAAGGUAGCACUCUAUUCAGUUUCCACUCUCUCAAACGAUUCGUUCAGGAUGCGGCGGAUGAGGCGGACACGAAGAUCCGAGGUGGUCAGACAGUCCGUUGUCCUUGGCUGCUUCUCGGAGGAGUUGCCACGUCAGUCGUUCAUGAAUCGGAGAUCAUCAAAGUGGACCAAGCUGUUCCUGGAGACGUUCUCGUGCUCACUAAGCCAAUCGGAGGGCAGGUUGCCGUCAAUUCUUACGAAUGGAUCAAGAAAAACAACGGUAAAGUCGAGGAGCUGGCCUUAGAUCCGUCUCGCAUCAAGAAGACGUUCAAACAGGUCUGUGAGCAGAUGAGCCGUCUUAAUCGAAACGCCGCCAAACUGCUGCACAAGUACGAGGCUCAUGCAUCGACUGACGUCACCGGAUUCGGACUUCUUGGUCACGCAGAGAACCUGUCAAGAGUGCAGAAGGAACCCGUCGAGUUUGUGAUCGAAACAUUGCCAAUCAUUGAAUACAUGGACGAAAUUUCUGCGAAGAUGAUUGAGAAGGGAGGUGAAGGAUUCCGAUUGUUCGAGGGAAGAUCCGCAGAGACCAGUGGCGGACUGCUCAUUUCGAUGUCGGAGGCGAAUGCGAAGGUGCGUUCAACAUAUUUCCGUGUCAUUUCUGUGUUUACCUUCCCUGUUUACACUAACUGGAGGAAUGAACAAAAACAAAAGUGGUUGCUUUCAGAAAUACAUCGAAGAGUUGUCAGCUCUUGAUGGCGCUCCUGCCUGGUUAAUCGGGCGAGUCGUGGUGAAACAGACCGAUUCCAUCGCCCGCAUCGUUCCCGACGUCGCCCGAAUCUCUGUUCCCUCUCCUAUUUAA
Messenger RNA from Caenorhabditis sp. 36 PRJEB53466, 1325 nucleotides. Lineage: Eukaryota; Metazoa; Nematoda; Chromadorea; Rhabditida; Rhabditidae. The record is from the annotation of a GenBank genome assembly.